Molecule: messenger RNA, 2749 nt
Organism: Impatiens glandulifera
Lineage: Eukaryota; Viridiplantae; Streptophyta; Magnoliopsida; Ericales; Balsaminaceae
Product: pentatricopeptide repeat-containing protein At1g71210, mitochondrial
Molecular function (GO): protein binding
Source: RefSeq, a predicted model, not a curated record
AUGAAGUAUUCUUCUUUAGAUGCAACAAAUUCUACAAGAUCUCAAAUAACAACUCAAUCUUUACUUUACCUUCGUUUCAUCCUAGGUCUUCAUCAAAUACUCCCGUCUUCCUCUACCGCCACUUUUCUCGACAGCUCUGCAGGACUAGAACUGCAUCGUCAUGAUCAGGUACAGACUAAGGACGUUAUUCUUUCAUCCUUCAGGAAUUGGUUCAAGAGUCGAAACAAUCCCAUAUUGGAUCAGAUCUUCGAAAUCGUGGAAGCCGAUGACCCUUCUGUUGACACUCGUCUUUCCGCCGAUUCGGCUCUUAUUCAGCUGAAUCUGCCUCUCUCCGAACAGUUUGUGUUAGAAGUUUUGAAUUAUGGAAUGGAGAAGAAAGGUUCUCUCUGCCUUAAAUUUUUCGAUUGGGCUGGACGACAACCUGGUUUUAACCACACCCGUAGCACUUACUUUUCCAUUUUCAAGAUUCUCGCAAGAGCCAAGCUUAUGCCUCUAAUGCUUGAGUUCUCGAUAAGUAAAGAAUCAAGGUAUCAUCAUAAAACUCGAUUUUACAGUACUUUAGUAAGUUAUGCGAUCGCAGGCAAGCCUGAUGUUGCACUCAGGCUGUUCGGUAGAAUGCGUUUUCAGGGAAUUGAUCUAGACAAGUUCUCUUAUCACGUCCUACUUAUCUUAGUAGAAGAGGAAUUGUAUGAUACUGUAGACUUCAUUUCUAAGCAGAUUUUUCUCAUGGGAUUAGAUUCCCAUGUCACCCAUACGAUUCUCGUCAAGAAUCUUUGCAAGCAAGGGAAGUUGGAUGAAGCCGAGGCUUAUUUACGCAAGUUAGUGGAAUCUGGAAAGCCAUUGAGUGGUCACUCAUUGAAAGUUGUUGUGAAUUAUCUCUGUAAAUCUCAACAAUUUGAGAAAGCUGGUAUGUUGGUUGAGGAGUUUCGUCAAGCUGGUGUAAUUUCAGAUAGAUUGGAGCCGGUUUACAGUGUUUGGAUUCGUGACCUUGUUCAAGCUGGGAAAAUUGAUGGAGCUUUGAACUUUCUGAAACAGAAGAAGUUACAGGAAGGAUACAUACCUGAAGUUUUCAGAUACAACAUGCUGAUAUGCAAGCUAUUGGGAGAGAAUCGAUUCGAUGAAGUUUCUGAUCUUUUGGAGGAUAUGAAGGAGAACAAUCUCUCGCCGGAUGAAGUCACUAUGAAUGCUGUUAUCUGUUUCUUUUGCAAAGGCGGUUUGACAGACAUUGCUCUUGAAUUAUACAAAUCUAGAGAAGAAUUCGGUCUCUCCCCUAACAGCUUAGCUUAUAAUUAUCUAAUCAACACUCUUUGUGGAGAUGGAAGCACCGAAGAAGCUUAUCACGUUCUAAGAGAUUUAGUUAGCCAAGGUUGCUUUCCAUGGAAGAGGACCUUCAACAUUCUAACUGACUCUUUAUGCCGGGAAAAGAAAUUUGGGAAGAUGAAGGAAUUAGUCACGGUUGCCCUAGAUCGUAAUUUCAUGCCAAGCAAUGCCAUUUUCGACAAGUUCAUAUCAGCCCUAUGUCGAUCAGGUAGAGUUGAAGAAGGCUAUGCUAUCCACGAAUCGUUCGCGAAAACAAAGAUUACCCGCCCGAAAACGUAUCUCAAUAUGAUCACCGGUUUCAACCAGUCGAGGAAAGGAGAUGUGGCUGCACAACUACUAAUCGAGAUGCAAGAGAAGGGAAUCAUUCCUCCGCGAAAGUUCUUCAGAGCGGUUAUCAUACAUCUAUGUGGAAUGGGGAAUCCCGAGAAACGAUUCAAGGAUUUACUCAAUUUUCAAUUGUCUCAUUUCGAAGCUAACCGUGAAGUGUUCAACUAUUACAUCGAUGGAGCGGGGCACGUCGGUUGUCCAUACAUGGCGAGAGAAGUUUACGAGAUUAUGACGAGAUUUGACAUUUUACCGGAUAUAACCUCAGACAUUUUACUCCUGCAAAGCUAUCUAAAGAACAUCAAGAUUUCCGAUGCUCUCAAUUUCUACGAGCUAUCAACGAGGAAACGAAUCGGGAGGAAGUUAUCGAACACGAUGAUCGUCGGACUAUGCAAGGCCAAGAAACCCGACAUUGCGUUGGAGAUGUUUUGGGAUCUCAAGGCGAAGAAAAUCGUUAUCCCUAGCCUAGAGUGUUACGAGGAGCUCGUGAAGCUAUUUUGCUCGAUUGGGAGAUACUACGAAGUCGUGAAUAUCUUAGACGACUUCAUGAGAGUCGGAAAGCAUAUGUCGUCCUUCCUUGGAAACUUGGUUCUAUUGCAUAGUUUGCAAAGUCGGGAUCUUUAUAUGGCGUGGAUUCGCUCGAGAGAUGGAUUAGAAGAAAGUCCUGUUGGCGAACGAGUGGGGAUGCUAAUUGACGUGUUUUCUAACCAUGGAAGAAUAGAGAAUGGCGAAGAGUUGGAAGCAGAGAUAAAAGAAUGUUUUCCAUUAGAUACUUACACUUACAAUAUGAUAUUGAGAAGAUUAAGUGUUAAUCAAAUGGACGAAGCUUAUAAAGUGUUUAACCUAUUACGAGAGAAGGGUUGCGUACCGAACGAGUGGAGUUAUGAUAUUUUAAUUCAAGGGUUCGCGAAACAUAACCAAAUGGACGAGGCUAAGAAAAUGGCGAAAGAGAUGGUUAACCAUGGAUAUGAUCCGAUUCAGUAUACCAAACUCUUCACUCAACAACAGAGUUAUGUUUUUGGUUAUUAGCAGGUAUGUGAUAGCUGUUAUUUUUAUACAUCCCUUAGUUUUGGAUAUUUAUUGAGAUGAUAAUUCAUACCAUUUC